Messenger RNA from Spinacia oleracea (spinach), 3618 nucleotides. RefSeq lists its product as uncharacterized. Bases 917 to 3547 code for a protein of 876 amino acids. The transcript has a single exon. Lineage: Eukaryota; Viridiplantae; Streptophyta; Magnoliopsida; Caryophyllales; Amaranthaceae. Gene Ontology annotation, molecular function: protein dimerization activity. The record is from RefSeq and is a predicted model, not a curated record.
AGAUGACAAAAGCAGGCCCGGCCAUAAGGAGGUCUGGUCGGACCUACAGCACCGGGCCCAAAAUUUUGGGGGCCCAUUUUUUUUUUUUAAAACCGGUUUUAAAGUUAAAAAAAAAAAAGAAAAAUUAGCAUCUUCCUUCUAACUUCCCUCCCGCAGUCCCGUGAUUCCAGUGAAGUUCUUCCUCAAAAUCUCAAAACUCAAUAACUCUUCAAAUUCUCUCUCCUUCCCAUUCUUUGAUUUCCCAAAAAUCAGUCAAUUAGAUAAUUAAUUUCCUUAAUUAUCUCUCCUAAAAACCGAAUUCUUCUCCUACAAUUAUGAAAAAAUUACCGUUCAUCUUCGUUUUCAGAUCUAUCAAUCAAUUCAAUUCAUUUUCUGAGAAUACCCACCCAAAUUCGUGGUGUUCAACGGACAAAUUUCAUAUAUUUAUAUAUGAAUCAAGAUUCAAGAUCUAUUCAUCUACAAUUUCGAAUUCUUUUCAAUUCAAAGUUUCGAAUUCUUUUCAAUUCAAAAUUUCGAAUUCUUUUCAAUUCAAAAGAGGGGAAUUGACGAAUUGGGGAAAUUCGGAUGAGCUUUGUGAAUUUGGAAGCCGGGCCCGAAGGCUGAAGCAUCUGCAGGAACUCAGGAAGGCAAUUUCGGAUUUCUUCUUUUAAUCUUUUUCUUCCGUUAAUUCGUUCUUCGUUUGGCAAGGAAUCCAGGUUAUAUCUUUCUGACUUUCUUUAAUUCUUUCGUUCUUCGUUCUUGGGUUCUUAAUGAUUUUAAUCUUUUAUAUUUUUAUAAUUUUAUUGCUAUAAUUUUAUGUAUUUUUGAAUUGUUGUUUGAUUUUUCAAUGCUGAAAUAUUUAAUAUUGUAUUUGUAAUUGUUAAAUUGUAGUUAUUCACUUAUUUUAUUUAAGUUUUCAAUUAUUGAAUUAUCAAUUAUGCCUCCUAAAAUCAGGAAACAUAAAUCUGGUUCUGAAAAACGUAAAUGGAAAAAAAGAAUGGAAGAGUUAGAUUUGUCUCUAAGAGGAUCUCUGGAUAAGUUUGUUGUAAGGGAACCACCUGUAGAGAAUGAAAAUAAUAUUGGUGGACCUAGUGGUAUAGAGCAGCAGAAUGUAGAAACUUUAAAUGAAAAUGAUAAUUGUGCUAAUGGAAAUGAUGGUGAUGAUGUGCUUUUAAACGAAAACCAUAGUGUUGGUGGAGAUGAAAAUAAUGAAUCUGAUCAUAAUCAUCCUAUCGACAAUGAAAUGGACCUUGAAAAUGAAAAUAAUGAUGGUGGGAAUAAUGUGGAUGAUAAUGUGAGGCAAGAAAACAAUGCAAACCAAUCUGAAUUUUUUUACACAGUAGAUAUAUUUGAUCCGAGAAAUUGGGAUGGCCUUGAUUCUAAAAUGAUUGAUAUUUUGGCAGUCAAAGGUCCUAAAAGAGAUUUGUCCUUUGAUAAAGGUCCCAAAGAUAGAUUAUCUAAGCGAUUUUCUGCAACUUUAUACUAUAGAGUCUUAUCUAAUGGAGAGAAAUGCGAUAGAGAGUGGCUUGUUUAUUCGAAAGAGCUUGAUAAAUGUUUUUGUUUUUGUUGCAAAUUGUUUAAAAAAGGUUAUGGAAGAAGUCAAUUAACUAAUGAAGGUUUUGGGGAUUGGACACAUGUUAGUAUAAGACUAAAAGAGCAUGAAACAAGUCCUGAGCAUUUUAAGAACAUGGGAAUUUGGUAUGAUUUGCGUCUGAGGUUGCAAAAGAAUGAGACUAUUGAUAAAGUCGCUCAAAAACAACUUAAUAAAGAAAAAGAACAUUGGAAAAAAGUUAUACAAAGAAUCAUUGCAAUUACAAAAUUUCUGGCAAAAUAUAAUUUAGCAUUUCGUGGUACAAAUGAGCGACUAUAUCAAAGUAAUAAUGGAAUUUUCUUGGGAUUUGUUGAAACGUUGGCAGAAUUUGAUCCUGUUAUCCAAGAGCAUGUUCGGCGUAUUACUAACGAUGAAAUCCAUGUUCAUUAUCUUGGCCAUAACAUCCAAAAUGAGUUAAUACGUUUGCUUGGUUCUGCAAUCAAAUCUGAAAUUAUCAAGAAAGUUAAACAAGCAAAGUAUUUCUCUGUUAUUCUUGAUUGUACUCCUGAUAUUAGCCACCAAGAGCAAAUGUCUUUAAUAAUAAGAUAUGUUGAUGUUUUUUCAAAACCCAUGAUUAUUGAAGAGUCUUUUUUAGGAUUCCUAAUUGUGAAUGACACAAGUGGUCAAGGGCUUUUUGAUGUUUUACAAAAAGAGUUGAAAGAUCUUGGUCUUGACAUAGAUAAUGUGCGUGGACAAGGUUAUGAUAAUGGAGCUAAUAUGAAAGGAAAACAUCAAGGAGUACAAAAGAGACUUUUAGAUAUAAAUCCUAGAGCUUUUUAUACUCCUUGCGGUUGCCAUAGUCUAAACUUGUUGCUAUGUGAUAUGGCUAAUACUUGUGGUAAAGCUAGGGAUUUUUUUGGGAUCAUUCAACGAAUUUAUACGAUAUUUGCAAAUUCCACAAAAAGGUGGAAAAUUUUGAAAGAUAAUGUUAAAGGAUUGACUCCUAAGUCUUUAUCAUCCACUCGUUGGGAAAGUCGUGUUGAUAGUGUUAAAGCCAUUAGAUUUCAAAUGAUUGAUAUACGUGAAGCUUUACUCCAAGUAGCAGAAGAAACCACUGAUUAUGAUAACAAAGGAUUGAGUGAAGCUAAAUCUUUAGCAGAAAAUGAGCUUUGUGAUUUUGAGUUUUUGGUAGCAAUAGUUAUUUGGUAUGAAAUACUAUAUGCUGUUAACUUGGUUAGUAAAAAUUUACAAUCGGAUGAUAUGCUACUUGAUGUUGCUAUUGAAAAAAUAAAGGGCUUGGCUUCUUUUUUUGAGAAAUAUAGAGAAACGGGUUUUAAUGAUGCCCUUAACACUGCCAAGGAGAUUGCUCUUGAGAUGAAUGUUGAUCCUGUUUUUCCUCAAAAACGUGAAAUUCGUAGAAAACGUUUUUUUGAUGAGAAUCCAGAUGAUGCACCAUCUGUUUCACAAUCUGCAGAGGAGUCAUUUAGAGUAAAUUAUUUCUUAUUCAUUAUUGAUCAAGCCAUUGUUUCUCUUAAGAGGAGAUUUGAGCAAUUUCAAGAAUAUGAAAAUCUAUUUGGCUUUCUAUUUACUUCUUAUAAGUUGCAGUCACUUGAUGAUGAAAGUUUGAAGUCAUGUUGUGCUAACUUUGUAAUUGCACUUGAGGAUAAUAGUGGGCAAUCUGAUAUUAAUGGGGACGAACUGUAUGUCGAGUUAAGGUUACUUAGAGAAUUUUUGCCUCGACAAAACAUGGGACCAUUAGAUAUCUUAAUGUUCUUGAAAGGUCAUGAUUUUUUUCCUAACACAUUUGUUGCAUACAGAAUUUUGUUGACUGUACCUGUCACCGUUGCAUCGGCCGAGAGAAGUUUUUCCAAAUUGAAGUUGUUGAAGUCAUAUAUGCGAUCUACGAUGACACAAGAAAGACUCAAUGGAUUGGCGAUGAUGGCAAUUGAGAACGAUAUUUUGGAAACAAUUGAUUAUGAAGAUAUAAUUGAUGAUUUUGCUUCAAAGAAUGUUAGGCGAAUGUGUCUUUUUAAGUAAUAAAAGAUCAAUGUCUUUGGUUUAAUGGUUUUGUUGAGAUGUUAUCAUUAAUAAUAACUUAGUUUUAAUUA